AUGAAGGGCGCCUUUGAGAGAUAUCUUUCUUCACCCUUAUUCAUCUUCACUAUUGAGGCUAAUAAGAAUAAAGUAGCUGUGCAUUCUUCUGCAUUGGCAAGGCUUUCUCAAAGCCUGAAUACUCUUAUAAACAGUGAAAUGAAAGAGGCAAAAACUGGACAUGCUGUCUGGUUAGAGGACGAACCUCCGGAGCCUAUACCUGAGUCCGAGUCUGAGUCUGAGUCCGAGCUUGAGCCUGAAUUGAAGGCCAUUUCAGAUGAACCUUCUGAAUUAGAAUCUUCAUCCGAAGACGACGCCUGCAAUGAUCCAGAAAUUCCAUACAAGAAGAGAAGUAUCUGGAGUGAAUAUUUGUAUUAUGAGUUUGUAGAGAGUCUCAUUGUUCUGAGUCUGCAAAGUAAGAACUUAGGCUGUACUUUCACAUUAUCUGAAAAUACCAGACUCUGA
This is a messenger RNA of Blastomyces gilchristii SLH14081, 444 nucleotides long. RefSeq lists its product as uncharacterized. The transcript is spliced from 3 exons. The record is from RefSeq and is a predicted model, not a curated record. NCBI's taxonomy places the organism in Eukaryota, Fungi, Ascomycota, Eurotiomycetes, Onygenales, Ajellomycetaceae. Bases 1 to 444 code for a protein of 147 amino acids.